AUGGCUAUCUCUGCACUUCCAGUCUGGCCGCUGGUCCUCUUUGGCAUCUUGGAACCUGCGUCGCUGACGUGGGCCUAUUUCAUCACCCUUUUCCAGCCUCAACAGUACUAUGCCGACCAAGCGCCCAACACUACCAUAACGGAUCUUCUCUUCACUCCAAAUGCCCUCUCCCUGACUCUCCAGUUGGGCAAUGUCUUUCUUCUCCUCGCGGCAGUGGCGGUCAUCUGCUGCUUCACCACCCACGCUGAGAUUGCAAGGAGGUACUUGAUUGCGGUGGCUCUGGCCGACUUGGGUCACAUAUAUUCUAUAUACUGCGCGCUUGGGGACAAGGUGUUCUGGGACCUGAACCAGUGGAACGUGAUGAUAUAUUCGAAUAUUGGAGUCAGUGCGUUCUUGCAUGUGAACAGGUUGAUGACUGUGACUGGGAUGUUCGGGCGGCUAGGGACUCGCGAGAAUGCUGCCAAAAAGAACGGAUAG
Molecule: messenger RNA, 477 nt
Organism: Fonsecaea nubica
Lineage: Eukaryota; Fungi; Ascomycota; Eurotiomycetes; Chaetothyriales; Herpotrichiellaceae
Exons: 2
Coding region: 1-477 (158 amino acids)
Source: RefSeq, a predicted model, not a curated record